Messenger RNA from Vigna radiata var. radiata (mung bean), 1678 nucleotides. RefSeq lists its product as uncharacterized. Lineage: Eukaryota; Viridiplantae; Streptophyta; Magnoliopsida; Fabales; Fabaceae. Gene Ontology annotation, biological process: proteolysis. The transcript is spliced from 6 exons. Bases 558 to 1178 code for a protein of 206 amino acids. The record is from RefSeq and is a predicted model, not a curated record. Gene Ontology annotation, molecular function: cysteine-type peptidase activity.
AGGAGUUGGUGCAGGUGACGAAGAUGUGGAUGUUGGAGAGGAUGACCACCCUUUAGGGGAAGAAGUACCGGCAGGUGGGGAUGAAGAAGCAGCUGGUACACAUAACGAAGCCGGAACCUCCGAGCAUCGUCAGGAAUUUAUUGAAGUCGAUGAUGAAGUAGACGAUGUUCCGGAAGGAUUGGAACCGCAGGUUGUUGUCCCUCUGCGUAGUUAUGCUGGUUAUCUUAGUGUGUCCGAUGUCGAUGUUGAUCGUUUGUACCUUGCAGUUUCUAAUUGGGACAAUAAGAGAAGAAUUAGGUAAUUGAUUUGAUUUUCAUUAUUUUUUUGUGGUAGACAAAUGUGUGUCAGUUAAUAACAUGUGAUUAUUUUCAGAGUUGUGUGUGAGAUGAUGGGGGCGUUCUUGGACACAAAUUCUAUGCGGACUUUAGGACCGCGUAAAUAUGUUGAUAANUUGGUAAGUGUUAUGUUAGAUUUGUUAAUUGUUAGUUAUGUUGUUUUUUUGUUGAUUGAAGGUUGUGCCAUGUUUUGUGUUGUAGGUGGUGUUAUUUGCUACAACGAUGAUGUUGCAAAACCAGAGAAAGUUGACCGGUGUAGUNAAGAGGCUCAUUUUCAAUUUCAUAUAUGCGGGGCAUAUUCUCGCUGACUUUCGAAGACGAAAGCCGGAAUAUCGGAACAAGUACACCCUGAGUAGUUACACGACGUAUAUGAGGUCCGAUAUAUUUGGUCUUGCUGACAUUCCGAAUGCAGACUUUGUGUUUAUGCCCUUUCUCCAUGAUGAACACUGGUGGUGCUAUGCAGUCAAAAUUAGCACAUUGGAACUAUAUGUGAUUGACUCAAUGGGGAAGGGUGUAAGAAAUAGGAAAAAAAUUGACGAAUUUGUGGGUGCAAACAUGGGAAAAUUCUUUGAGAUGNUGUACAAUAGACCGGAGGGGAGUAUAGGUCCAUUGUGCGUUAAAGAUGGAAAUAUCCCACCCCAGCCGAACUUGUAUGACUGUGGUGUGAUGAUGUUAAAAUCCAUUGAACUUUGGGAUGGAGAGAAUAGAUACAACGGCAAGAGCAUGCCGGCGUACACUAAUGAGGAGCUGAGUCAAAUAAGGAAGAAUUAUGUGAAAUACUGGAUCCUCGACAACGACAACUUGAGAAUAUUUGAUGCGUUAGACAAAUAUGGGUUGUUGUAGGAUUUGUAUUGAUGGGUUGAUGGAUAUGUAUUGAUGAAUAUAUUGUACAUUUGAAUUGUAUUUAGACAAACAGUGUUAUAGGCAUUCAUGUUGUUUUGUAAUAAGUUUUGAUUGUUACAACAGACAAAGAUAUACGUGUACCAAUUCCAAUUUUAAUUCCAUAUGAUUUAUAUCCAAGCAAUAUUGGGUGCAUUUGCUUUGUAUUUAUCUUAAAUUUAUUGUAAUGUGAAUUGUUGAUUGUAUAUUCUUCAUUUGUAAGUGGAUAAGGAAGUUAGGUAUGUUAGUAAUUUGAAAACAUGAAGUGGUAAUCGUUUACAAGGCUGUGUAAACGUUUACCGGAGAGAAAUUUCCAAUUUGUACAGAAAGUUGGCCACAGGAAACCCUUUUUUUGAACACAGGGCACCAUGUUAGAUUUUUGUGAGUUUUUGACUUGAGGUCAGUGGUGGUCCUUGGAUAUUGAUUGGGAGUAGUUAGGGGAGUGUUGGGGUCCAAGUUUCCCA